AUGGCGUUUGGCGUUCCGCGCGCGCUUCAAAGAUCAUAUACACCACCACAGACGGGUCUCAUCAAGGCCGAUGUGCAGCCGGCGUUGCAGGCCAUGCGCAAUAAGGAACAAGGGCCUCAGCCAGGAGCAAAUCGAACGGGGGUAUUCUUACUCAGUAAGAGACUGACACUUCCUCUCGUCAUACCUUGGGCGAGAAAAGUCAUUAAAGAUCAUACCUCCUUAAAAACUAAAUUCUUUCACAAUAGCUUUUCUUUUCAAAAUGCGCUUCAUAAAAAGAUCCUACGUGAAAUACGUGACGCGUGGGAGGUGACCUACACCUACACUAGUCCUUAUAGCCGCGCCAGUGCGUACCUGGUGGGCGGAGCUAUGGGAUACAUCAUGGCAAUGUACAAACCUGCUGAUUACAGAAAAACUGUUUCCACGACUUGGUCAAUAUUUGGUAUAGCAACAAGUCUGGGAGCGAUGCUAGUCGUGCUAUCUCUAGGUUACAUCACCAAAUAUCGAGAGUACUGUCCACUGGAAGCUGCCGUCUUAGUGGCUACAAACAGAAUCGUAUGGGCUGCAGCCAUCUGCUGCAUUAUAGGCAUGUGUGAAUAUGGAACUGUUCCUAUAAUUCCCAAUAUCCUGGGCUGGUCCGUGUUCACGCCUCUCAGUCGACUUUCCUACGGCAUUUACAUGAUCCAUCCCAUCAUCGUGCAGAGGCACAAGUUUGCCCUGCGAUCGCCACACAAAUUUGAUGUUUAUGGCCUGGCAGUUAGAGAUUUAAAGAUGGGGGGUCCUAUGGUUGGAGGAAAUCGGGCCUACGUUAACCGCAACGAAACAAACGCAAUCGUAGUUUUACGCCGAUUUUCAGUGGUAUCACUACGGUUGAACCGGCCCAUUCAUCCUAAAGCAUGGUCUUUCUUACAUUUAACCAAAUUAAUUAGUAAGGUUAGGUUAGAUUUUAGACACUACGUCGACAUUGGUGAUAUCAAUCGUGCUAAGUUACGCGAUGUGGCUGUUCGUGGAGGCGCCACUGAUCAACAUCACAAAUCAACUCUUCUUCAACAAGUUUGUUCCCUUUUUUAUAUAUGCCACUAG
Messenger RNA from Spodoptera exigua (beet armyworm), 1080 nucleotides. Lineage: Eukaryota; Metazoa; Arthropoda; Insecta; Lepidoptera; Noctuidae. The record is from the annotation of a GenBank genome assembly.